AUGAUGAGUGAAAUUGGACUCGCGCAGCAAAGACUUCUCGACGACAAUGCUUCCAGCGCAGGCCAGCAAAUCCCGUCUGCCGGGGCUUCAUUUUCAACCGAAUCAAUCCAGUCCGCGCCAUUUCCCACGAUACCGAGCUCUCACUCCUAUCAGAUGGGUCCACCAGAUGGCGAGCAUUUCCCUUACUACCAAGCCCCCCAUGACAUGUCUAUCAACAGAAACCAGGCCUUACUACCCGACCAAACGGGUGUGUAUAGUCUGAAUCAACCAGGUGCUAAUAAUGAUACUGCUCCAAAUCCAAAUGGCGCCCUUGACCAACCCACAGCACCCUGGAAGGAAUAUCAGCAUGCAGAUUUGAACCCACCCCAGGCAAUCUUGCAUUCUCGAUCGCAGCAACCGUUUCCUCAAUCCCCGCAUGACACCGAGCCUAUAUCAUCUGUCGCAUCAAGGCAAGACAUCGGGUUCAAAUCUAGCACCGUCGCAACCAACCUCAUUUCGCCGCAACAGUCGCAAAGCAGUGCACAGGACGAGCUCGCCUUGCCGGCUGUCCAGCCAAUCUCACAACCAAUCGCACAGCCACCUGCAGCCAUUGAGCCCCCAGUCCCAAAGAAAAAGCGAGGGCGACCCAAGAAGCAAGCUCUGCCAAUAAACGACGAGGACGACGAGCUAGCCAACUCUCGAGACCAUGAAUUCAAAACCCCUGGCGUAAAUGGUGCGAUUGAUCAAUCCGAUAGUGAAUAUUCUACGGAGAAUGACACCCCCGCCUCGAGUGGCGUCUCCAAUCAGUCUGACGAAGAAGAAAUAGGAACAGCCAAAACCAGGAAAUCGGAAUCUCAAGACUCGACGAAGAAGAAACCAAAGAAAGCGAAAUCGAAACCGGCACCUGUCCCCGUUCCAGGUUCGGGAGAGGACGAUGUCAUCUGGAUCGAUACAAAAUCAAUCGAUGCUGCACCCGUCAACGACAGCACCAAUCUAAACCAGGAACAAGAGCCCACAGAACAUGAAGCAAGGUCUACAAAUCCAAUCACAAAUCCUGCGCAGCCUUCAAAAUCCACUACUGCAGCCGAGCCAACGACUCAACCCGCCGACGAAAAGCCAGCGCCCAAAAAGCGCGGCCGUAAGCGAAAGCAACCCAUCGAGGAAGAAGCACCCAAGCUUGCAGACACACCAGCACCCAAUAAUGUUGGCGCCCAAACCCCCGGCCCAAAGCUUGCCGUUGUCGUUGAUAAUAGUCCGAAGUCUGCGCCAGUGACCGAUGCCCAAUUCGAAUCGCCGGCCAAAGAGCCGAGCGAUGAUACCGUCACCGCUCCAACUGAAGCCCCUUCGACUACUAAUUCUACAACCGGAAUUCCCCAAACGCCCUCAAAACCCGAUACUGGAUCCAUCAAUACGCCGAAGAAUACAGGCAAGGGCCCGGAAAAGCACAGUCCCAUCUCGGCACGAGGUGGAGUGCCCUACCGGGUUGGAUUGAGUAAGAGGGCAAGAAUUGCACCGCUGCUCAAGAUGGUCCGGAAGUAG
Molecule: messenger RNA, 1518 nt
Organism: Penicillium salamii
Lineage: Eukaryota; Fungi; Ascomycota; Eurotiomycetes; Eurotiales; Aspergillaceae
Source: the annotation of a GenBank genome assembly